Messenger RNA from Haplochromis burtoni (Burton's mouthbrooder), 1912 nucleotides. RefSeq names its product chemokine (C-C motif) receptor 9a (gene ccr9a). The record is from RefSeq and is a predicted model, not a curated record. Gene Ontology annotation, biological process: chemotaxis; immune response; G protein-coupled receptor signaling pathway. Gene Ontology annotation, cellular component: membrane. Lineage: Eukaryota; Metazoa; Chordata; Actinopteri; Cichliformes; Cichlidae. The coding region runs from base 112 to 1266 and encodes 384 amino acids. The transcript is spliced from 3 exons. Gene Ontology annotation, molecular function: scavenger receptor activity; chemokine receptor activity; chemokine binding.
AGACAGCUGAUGUAACUUCUGCUUUCAUACGUCACUUUUGUGGUCUAACGGACUUAGAGUGCAAAAAGCGCCAAACAGCGAGACACACCAGAGACGACGAGACGCCUGACGAUGGAUGACCUUUUCACCAUGAAUGUGACCUCCAUGGAUGACAUCAUCACAAAAAUGAUCACAGAGGAGCCGUCUGCUUUCAGUCCCUCGGCCACCUCUGACAACUAUGACUACUCAGACGACUACGGAGACUUGCUAUGCGACCGGGAGUCGGUGCGGGUGUUCAGGAGUCACUAUGAGCCACCGCUCUUCUGGAUGAUCGCCCUGGUGGGCGGAGCCGGGAACCUGGCCGUGGUGUGGAUCUACCUGAACUUCCGGCGCCGGCUGAAGACGAUGACCGACGUGUACCUGCUGAACCUGGCCGUGGCCGACCUGCUGUUCCUGGUCACGUUGCCGCUGUGGGCGGCCGAGGCGUCGCACAGCUGGAUCUUCGGCACCUCCCUCUGCAAAAUAAACUCCGCCCUCUACAAGGUGAACCUGUUUAGCAGCAUGCUGCUGCUUACCUGCAUUAGCGUGGACCGUUACAUCGCCAUCGUGCAGACCACAAAGGCGCACAACUCACAGGUGGAGCGCCUGCGCUGCAGCCGUUUGGUGUGCGCGGGGGUGUGGCUGCUUGCACUGCUCCUUGCCACGCCCGAGCUGGUAUUUGCUGCCCCCGCAAAGGUGGAAUCGCAGGACUACUGCCGUAUGGUGUUCCCGAACCACCUGGGGAACAACACCAAGAUCCUGGUACUGUCCCUGCAGGUGAGCAUGGGCUUCUGCCUGCCCUUCAUCGUCAUGGCCUUCUGUUACAGCGUCAUCGUCGCCACGCUGCUCAAGACCCAGGGCUUCCAGAAGCACAAGGCCAUGCGUGUCAUCCUGGCGGUGGUGGUGGUGUUCGUUGUGUCGCAGCUGCCUUACAACAGCGUGCUGGUGAUGGAGGCGGUGCAGGCCUCCAACAUCACCAUCACGAACUGCGAUCACCUGAAGGCCUUUGAUAAGGCGGGGCAGGUGCUGAAGAGUCUGGCCUACAUGCACGCCUGCCUCAACCCCUUCCUCUACGUCUUCGUGGGCUCACGGUUCCGCCGUGACGUGGUGCAGCUGCUGCGCUGCUGCCGCUGCGUGCCACCCGUCACCAAGAUUCAGCUGUCCACCAAGUCCAGCAGGAGCCCGCUGAGCUCCACCCGAGCCUCGGUGAUGUCUGACAGCGAAACCUCGCAGGCGCUGUCGCUGUAGAAACCGUCACUGCGCAACUUCCUGUUUGUGCCAGGGCAGCUGCAACAGCAGACCUUGCCAACGGAAGACGCCUCGAUCGCAGGAAGAGUUUUUAAGAAGCUUUGAUUCAACACGUGUGCUGCUUCACCCUAACAUCCACCCACAGACAGUCACAGCCCGCUCACCUGAGAACACCUUCACCUCAGAGCACAGGACAGGUGGAGGCUGGGCGCGCCUGCUGGUUACAGCUUUUACAGUUUUGGGGAAAACAAAAAGAAACCUUUGUAAUGAGAAUGUAAAACCUCCACAUCAUUUUCUGAGCCAGGACUUUUCCAGGUGUUUCCAGGACUUUUCAGGGCUUGCUUGUACAGUAAACAUGAAGCUGUUUUUAAAUGUGACGUUUUAGCUGCUGUAUCAGAGACGGGACCGGUCUCCUCGCUGCGUUUGAACAGAAACUGAGCCAAAGCUGAAAUGUGACUAAUGCUGUAUAUAACCCUGUUUGUGUGUGUGUGUGUGUGAGUGUGAGUGUGUGAGUGUGAGUGUGAGUGUGUGUGUGUGUGUGUGUGUGUGUGUGCGUGUGAGUGUGUGUGUGUGCGUCACACCAAUGUAAAUGUUUUGGUUUUCUGAGUUAUGAAAAUAAAGUGUGAGAGAAAAACGGGGAAGUUGA